This is a messenger RNA of Salvelinus namaycush (lake trout), 4008 nucleotides long. Its product is annotated as transcription factor EB-like. Gene Ontology annotation, molecular function: DNA-binding transcription factor activity, RNA polymerase II-specific; protein dimerization activity; RNA polymerase II cis-regulatory region sequence-specific DNA binding. Gene Ontology annotation, biological process: positive regulation of DNA-templated transcription; humoral immune response; regulation of transcription by RNA polymerase II. Lineage: Eukaryota; Metazoa; Chordata; Actinopteri; Salmoniformes; Salmonidae. Gene Ontology annotation, cellular component: nucleus. The transcript is spliced from 12 exons. The coding region runs from base 458 to 1966 and encodes 502 amino acids. The record is from RefSeq and is a predicted model, not a curated record.
UUGUCACAAGUGCAUACAGGUGACCAGGGACGCUCCGAACUCCGCUGACAACAUCACAGCCAGCGGGACGAAAACAAUCAGCAGCUGGAGAGCCACGGGAGAGUAGCAGCCAUUCUACUGAAAUUAGAACACACAAAGACGCCUCUUUUAUUUAUUUCUAUUUUUUUGCGUAGUAUGUGUGUGAGGGUCCCAGCCUUUCCCGCGGACAGUAUCGGAGUGCACUGGUGGAAGAGACACCUAGUUUCCAGAACCUGACUCUAACUUCGUAUCGUCUGACCUUCAUAGCGGUUUGCAGCCCACCCUCUCCGGGGUGUCCAGAGAUGUAGAGAGCAGCGUGAGGAGCACAGCCCCAUCUUUCCCAGCAGCACUUUCUCACCAAGAGCUUCCUCACUCUCUCGGGCUGGACUGCAGUGCGUCUGCGUCGGCUCGCCCUCCCCUCCCCCCUCGCCCCCCAGCCAUGGCCUCACGAAUAGGGCUGCGGCUGCAGCUGAUGCGAGACCAGCUGCAGCAGGAGGAGCAGCGGGAGCGGCAACUGCAGCAGAAUGCGGCGCUGCAGUACAUGCAACAGCAACGUAUGUCUGCCCCAGCACCCAGCCCUGCCAUCAACGCUCCACAACACUGCCAGAGCAUGCAGGUGCCUGUGGAGGUCCUCAAGGUGCAGACUCACCUGGAGAACCCUACAGACUACCACAUUCGCCAGUCCCAGAGACAACAGGUGAAGGAGUACCUCUCCACCACCUACGCCACCAAGCAGACGGUGCAUGCAGUAACAGGGGUGGUCCAGCCAUCCCCUCCCCCCACUCUGGCCCCCCCGGGGGCCUCUUCCUCGGCCCCCCCUCCUCUCCACUCCCCCCGGCUCCGUACGGAGCAGCUCAUCACAGGAAACAGCGCACCCAACAGCCCUAUGGCCAUGCUCAACAUCGGCUCCAGCCACGAGAACGAGGUACACGAGAUGGAUGAGGUCAUCGAUGACAUCAUCAGCAUGCAGUCGAGCUAUGAUGACAUCCAGCAGUACAUUGACCCUGUUCAGAUGUCCAACACACUCCCUCUGUCCAGCAGUCACCUGGACGUGUACACGGGCCCUGGGAUGACCGGUCAAUCCAUCGCCAUGACCAGCAACUCCUGCCCUGCCAACCUGGCCAUCAAACGAGAGCUGACGGAUGCAGAAGCCCGUGCGAUGGCCAAGGAGAGACAGAAGAAAGACAACCACAACCUGAUUGAGAGAAGGAGGAGGUUCAACAUCAACGACCGGAUUAAAGAGCUGGGCGGUAUGAUCCCCAAAACCAAUGACCUGGACGUGCGCUGGAAUAAGGGCACUAUUCUGAGGGCCUCCGUAGAGUACAUCAAGCGGAUGCAGAAGGACAUGCAGAGGACCAGAGAGGUGGAGAACAACUUCAAGAGGAUGGAGAUGGCCAACAAACAGCUGUGGCUGCGCAUCCAGGAGUUGGAGAUGCAGGCUCGUCUGCACGGCCUCCCCAGCUCCUCUCCCUCUGGGAUGGGUUCUGGUGACCUGAUGGGUUCCUACGUCAAACAGGAGACCAGCCCUGAGGAGAAGCUCCACCAGCAGCAGGCUCAGGCCCAGGGCCAGCAACAUCUCCACCACCCCCAGUCCCACCACCUCCAGCCUCAGCAGGGCCAGCUCAGGCAGCUGCCCCCUUUGCCCCCUCACCUCCAGCCCCAGCUUCCCCUCCAGUACUCAGCCGUGGGCAGCUCCCAGCCCUUUGACUUUGCCCAGUCGCUGGACUUGUGUGACGGGGUGCCUGGCUUCCCAGAGGGCCUGUCGGGGCUAGGGGAGCUGGGCGGCCUUGGUACCCAGGGAAGGAGAGGCGAGCUGGGCUUCCUGAUGAUGGACGAGCCCCUGUCUCCUCUGGGUGGAGACCCCCUGCUCUCUGCCAUGUCCCCUGAGGCCUCGGUCGACUCCAGCCGCAGAUCCAGCUUCAGCAUAGAGGAUGCAGAUAUACUGUAGAUGGAUUAUACACACACACACUGUAGAACCACACACAUAGUGUGUACACACACACACACAUAUGGUACGUAAUGUACACAGUAGAAAUAGACCCAGAGCACUGAUAUACUGUGACAUGUGUAUGCUCUGUUCAACAACCCUGCCAGCAUACAUUUGCACUCUAAACUCCCUCACACACACUCCAAGCACGCUGUACAAACACUGAUACACACUUACACACACAAACUUGACAUUCUCAUAGAUGCACACCCUUUCUUAGCACUCGUAUAGAUACACAUUCAACAGCAAUAUGAGAAAUGAAACCACGUUUCAGAUUGAAAUAAUUGUGUCCUACCACUGUAAAUAUCAGAGCACCUCUGAAUGAUAAACAAUCUAUUACACGCAUGCACACACACACACACACACACGCGCACAGCAUAGACAAAUUCUAGUUCACUCUAACACAGAAGAGCCCCUGUUAUUUGAAGGGAAAUAUGUGAGGCACUGACAAAGGUUUGAGACACACAGACCUCGACCCCUUACUUUGUAAAACACACUGGCAUGACCUCGAGUCUGCAAGCUACUGCCUUCUCCUGUGUCACCUAUGACCUUUAGCCUUGUGGGUACUGCCAAGUCCACUCCAUGACCUCUGACCCCUGUGUGAACUCUGAAAGUUGAGGAGAGAGGUGUUGUAGCGAUGCAAGGGGUUAUAUAGCUCCACAGGUUUCUAAGUAGUGCCACUGUGUAGCAUCAUAGGGUGCUAUGUAGCGACUCAGGAUCUUCUGUAUCCCUGACCCAAACCUGCCAAUGGGCCUUGUGUUAGCCACCUGAAGCCCCACUCUCUCUGGCUGAGAUGGAGGGUGGGGAGAGGAGAGGGUGGGAGAGGGUUGUCUUUUAGUAAGUUGUACUGUAUAGUUAGGAGAGAGAGGAGCAGUCAUAGAGAUUGGCUUAGAUAACCCAGUAAUGUCAUUGUCUCCACUGUAACACACACACACACACACACACACACACACACACACACACACACACACACACACACACACACACACACACACACACACACACACACACACACACACACACACACACACACACACACACACACACACACAGCAGUGUGCCUUGAGGCUGUGUUCAAAUCAAGACUUUGAGCGAGACUUCAGUACCUCACCCAGUCUGUGCUUGUAGAACUGUCAGCUUUGGGUCAACCAGGUUAAACUAGACACUCACCAGGUACUAACCAAACCAACUCUGUAGAAACCAAACUACGGCCGUACAAUACAUAAAUAUAAUAACAGGUAAACAAAUGACUUUCAGAUUUGGGUGAGGGACUGAGGGCAACGCUUUGAUUUGAUAUGGCUUAUGAUCAGUACAGAAAAAAGGAUGAAAAAUUAUGAUUUUAAAGGUAUUUGUUUGUAUUCUAUUAUAGUUUGUUGCUGUAUUUGAUUUGAUCUCCCAAUGCACUGGAACCUAUAUUAUUUAAUUGACUUUGUACAUGAAAUAAUUUUCAGUUUUAUGCCACUUAAAAUGUAUUUUAUUUGUAUUUGUGCUUUUUAUUUUAUUUUAUUCCUAAAGUACCUUUUUCUCUAAUAGCCAUUUAAAAGUGAAAGUAUUUAAGCCACUUGCGUGACAGUGUACGACCAGUGGGGAGCCAUAUUCUAUACUUGUCUUUGUGUAAGAGUUGUUCACAUUUCACCAGGCUUUGAAGAGUUUAGAAGAUCGUGUUAAUUUACAGAAUGAUGUCAUUUUUAUAUUGAUUGGGAUUUUCUCUCUUUUUUAACCUAUAGAAAUUGGAGCCAGAGACUAAGUUGAGAGGUGAUUUUAUUUGAUUUUAUUAAGUUUUAAUUGUGAUUUUUGUGAAUGUGAAGAUGGCCUGUACUGGUACCAAGCCAAACCCAAGCAACACAAGAACAGGGUAUUUUCCUUCAUGGUGCCACUUUUGACCCGACUUUGGUUUCCAUUUAGACUACUUCCUUCUGAUGGAACUCAGAACUACCAUCGAGGAGUUCUGUUGCCAUAGCGUUGGCAUAGCCUUGAACAAACCUGACUUUCUCUCUGUCUGC